UUCUUGAGCAUCUAUCCCAAGAGGGUAUAUCAGAAUCCAAAUCCUCUGAAACACACAACCCUUUCACGUUACAAUUCCCACUCUGGUCUUCCGCUGAAGCAAAAUGGCAACAUCCCACCUCGGUAUCUCCCCCACUUCCUACGCAGCUCCAGCAGCCUUCCUAGCCUGGAACUGGGCCUUCGCCUACCUCGCCCUCAGCAGCCGCACACUAAAGCAACGGUACGGUAUCGACCACAAUGGCAACCCCCGCCAAGAUCUGACCAAGUACGCCGAAGCCGCCAUUAAAGAAGGCAAACUCACGCGCGAACAACUCGAGCAGAUACAGCGCAUUGAAGCGGCGAGCGCGAAUUCAAUUGAUGGGUUUGCAUUCUUUGCGACGUCAGUCCUAUUCGCUUUAAUAACAGGCGUCCCAAAGCAAUCUCUUAUCGGAGCGUGCACCACGUACACCGUUGCACGAAUCGUGUAUGGCGCAGUAUACGUGUUCAUCUCAGAUAACGCGUACAGUCAACUUCGGGGGAUUUCGUUCUGGGUAGGCAAUGCUAGCUGUUUGUAUUUGUUGUGGAAGGGUGGGCGUGGAGGCGCUUGAGUGCGCACCCAAGUUCAACUGUGCAAGGAGAAGUCACUACCUACGAACUCCGGGCAUAUUGAGUGAAGGUGACACGGUGACAACG
Messenger RNA from Exophiala viscosa, 671 nucleotides. RefSeq lists its product as uncharacterized. The record is from RefSeq and is a predicted model, not a curated record. Gene Ontology annotation, cellular component: membrane. The coding region runs from base 104 to 586 and encodes 160 amino acids. The transcript has 2 exons. NCBI's taxonomy places the organism in Eukaryota, Fungi, Ascomycota, Eurotiomycetes, Chaetothyriales, Herpotrichiellaceae.